This is a messenger RNA of Diaporthe batatas, 2607 nucleotides long. RefSeq lists its product as uncharacterized. Bases 561 to 2543 code for a protein of 660 amino acids. Gene Ontology annotation, biological process: lipid metabolic process. Lineage: Eukaryota; Fungi; Ascomycota; Sordariomycetes; Diaporthales; Diaporthaceae. Gene Ontology annotation, molecular function: oxidoreductase activity, acting on paired donors, with oxidation of a pair of donors resulting in the reduction of molecular oxygen to two molecules of water. The record is from RefSeq and is a predicted model, not a curated record. Gene Ontology annotation, cellular component: membrane. The transcript is spliced from 2 exons.
CGCCUUCCCUGCUGCCAGGUUCCAAGACUCCAGCUGCCAGGUUAGGCCCCUUAUUGUCGUCCCCAGUUUUCCUCUCAUACCUGCAGGGUUCCUCGAUACGGUAGGUGCGAAGCCGCCCGCCGCGGCAAUGGUCCUCUUCUCCUAGUACGGGUACCCGUAUAGGGAGGAUACGUGCGGGUUACGGUGCUGCGCGGCACACACACACACGCCUCCACGCACACAUGCACACACAAACACACACACACACAUGCGCAGCGACCCCCUACAAGUUUUUUUCUUGUUGUCUACCCAGACAGCCAGAAUGACAAGGGGGCACGAACGGGCACGGAGAGCAGGAGCCUGGCAGAUUGACACUGCCGUGAGUAUGCCUACCUCCUCCUACUCCAGCCCCGUCCCGUCCCCGUACGCACCUCCCUUAUAUAUCGCCACCGCCCAGCUUGCGCAAGUGGGUGGUUUGGCCUGUUUCUGGUCCCUGACGUGUUUGCUCUCCUUCACCCUGCUCUCCGUUUGCUCUUUGUUUUUGCAGUCUAGGUAAGCAGGCCGUGUAAUAAUAACCUUGGAUGUUACUUGCCCAUCCUUUGUGCGCGCAACUGUAUCUCUCUCUCUCUCCGUCGCACCUGCCUUUCAACCUGCCAGAGACAUUUCCCACCCUCGACCGCCUUCCCUUUGAGAGCUCCCAAGGGCCGUCCCUACACCUUGGCCUGAGCUCCUCCCCAGCCUCCUCGGCCCCAGCAACCCAGCCUCAAGGUUGCCCAUCUGGGCUCACUCGCCAUACCAUGAACGACCGCAACCGUCUCAUCCCGGCGAGCGAGGUCAAGGAGCUGAUCGAUGAUGGCAAGCUCAUCGUCAUCCACGAGGGCUACGCCCUGAAGCUAGAUGGGUGGAUAAAUAAGCAUCCUGGUGGUCGUUUGGCCAUCCUCCACAUGGUCGGUCGUGAUGCCUCGGACGAAAUCAACGUGUACCAUUUUGACAAAACCCUGGCCAUCAUGAAGGCCUACCGCAUUGGUCGUGUCCAAGAACCCUGGACCAACCUGGAGCCGCCGAUUCGCGCCGGCACCUCGGUCUUCAAGAGCCCUGUGCCAGAAGCCUACACAGACAUCGUCGUACCUGAUGACACCACUGCAUCUGCUGUAUUCGACCGUGCUACUGCCACCGAUGACGACAAUGACGACGACAACAAUUCCAUAUUCAGCCAGUCGUCCAAGCGCGAUCCCCUCAGCUCCAGCAACUCAAGUGUUGGCGCAUCUGACUCCGACACCAAGCCAACCAAGAGUGAGGAUGGCGAGUUCAGACGCAGGAACGUCAACUCAAAAGCCACAGCGGCUGCCAAAACCGCAGAGCUUCUGUCCGCAAAGGGUCUGUCGCGCGAGGCAUACACGGCUGCCCUCGAGCAAAAGGAAAUCGCCGACGGUAUUCGUGACUAUCCCUCCUUGGAUAUGCAGACGCAGCAGAAUAUCAGAGAACAGUACCGGGCCCUCCACAAGGCUAUCCGGGACCAGGGCCUGUAUCAGUGCCCAUACUUGGAGUACGGUAAGGAGCUGGCCCGGUACUCGGCGCUGUUUGCCACGUUCCUCUACCUACUCCGCAUCGAGUGGUAUAUGUCUUCUGCAAUUUUCCUCGGGCUUUUCUGGCAGCAGAUCAUGUUCACUGCCCACGACGCCGGCCACCGUGGGAUCACUGGGAAUUUUGUGGUUGACACUAUAAUUGGCGCCUUCAUCGGCGACUUCUGCUGCGGCCUCUCUAUUGGCUGGUGGAAGAGUUCCCACAACGUCCACCACCUGGUCACCAACAUGCCGGAGCAUGAUCCUGACAUCCAGAACAUCCCUCUGUUUUCCAACACGCCUACGUAUUUCAAGUCUAUCCGCAGCACUUUCUACGAUUUCACCUUCGUCUGGGACAAGGCUGCCGAUGUUCUGGUGCCAUAUCAGAAAUAUCUUUACUACCCCAUAAUGGGAGUAGCACGCUUCAACCUCUAUAUGCUAUCGUGGCUUCACUUGGUCUCUCCCCGCGCAGCACAGCUUGGCUCUGCCUGGUGGACUAGGUGGCUCGAGGUAGUCUUCAUGUCAUGCUACUGGGCACUUUUCGGAUACGCUCUUGUCUGGCGCACGUUGCCCGACUGGCCGACACGGGUUGGCUUUGUCCUUACGUCGCAUGCGGUGACCAUGUUGCUUCAUGUACAAAUCACCCUGUCGCACUGGGGCACGCCGACCUCUGACCUGGGACCGACCGAGUCGUUUGCCCAACGGCAGAUCCGCACAACUAUGGACGUCGACUGCCCGGAGUGGCUUGACUGGCUGCAUGGAGGCCUGCAGUUCCAGGCAGUACACCACCUGUUUCCCAGAGUCCCUCGCCACAACCUGCGCAAGUGUCAGACACUUGUGCGCGAGUUUUGUGCAGAUACUGGCAUCAAAUAUCAGUGUAAGGGAUUCGUGGAGGGCAACAAGGUCGUACUAACACGCCUGCAAGAGGUUGGCAAGAUGGUGGACAUACUCGUGCAAUGCCAGCUGCAUAUGGCAGAGACUGGCGAGAGCGGGUUGCACUGAGAAAUGGGUUCCGUCAUUCUGUUAAUAGAGCGCUUUAGAGCACAUGCUCCGAUUUUGUUCACUU